AUGUUUCGUGCUUGCUCCAAAUUAUUGGCUCCAAGAGUCAAGACCAUGACUGGUAUCGUCGGUUUCCCUGCCCAACCAAGAUGGAGAGAAAUGAUUUUAAUGCUCUGUGAUGACGGAUUGAACAAGUUGGAUUCAUGCAACAUUCCAAAGGGAACCUUUUUCAGAACAUCAAACGAAAAUAACUUUAAAUAUAUUAGUCAAGUUUGUAGAUCAACUGAUGAUUAUCAAGUUGUUGAAGACACUUUGAACAGAGGACAAGUUGAAGAAAUUAUUGUUUUAUUGGAAGAUCAACUUGAUUUAAUUCCAAAGGUUGCCGAAUGGAGAGCUUGGGAAAUUGACGCUGAUGAUGUCAAAUAUGAAAAGGAUGAAGCUAUUACUCUUGAAUAUGACUGUGAUAUACCAAAGGACCACAUUCCACCAAAGAUGAAGUUCUUACAAUGGAAUGGUGUUUAUGAAACUGAAUUUACACCAGAAGAAGUGAAACAAAUGCAAGCUGCUGCUCAACAACCACAACAAUAAAUACACCGAGAGAAAAUAAGAAUAAUCAAACACACAUUCCGACAUGAACUAAUGGACAAGAAUUGAAUAUGAUGCUAUAAUUUUCAACACACAUUGAGAAUAUCAUGUAUUUAUUUUCUUUAAAUUAUUUCAAUCCUAAACAAUACAACUGGGUCUUUAAAUAUUAU
Molecule: messenger RNA, 686 nt
Organism: Naegleria gruberi
Lineage: Eukaryota; Heterolobosea; Eutetramitea; Acrasida; Naegleriidae
Product: NADH-ubiquinone oxidoreductase
Exons: 1
Coding region: 1-519 (172 amino acids)
Biological process (GO): respiratory electron transport chain
Source: RefSeq, a predicted model, not a curated record